AUGGAUCCCGCCACUACCAAGGUCAUACUUGGGCUCCAUCGCGAGGACCUGAACGCCGCCCUUCAGAGCCUGUCCAAGACCAGCCCUGACGACCGCGAAGGAGCCGCUUUCGCCGCGUUCCGCAAUCAGCUACUGGGGGAGUGGAACAAAUUACACGAUGCAGUCUUUACGCUCAUCAUCGUUCGGGAGGACAGCGCUGUCCGAGAGGCCUUUACGCAGCACUCGGGUGAAGCGCAGCAGGUUGAUCGCAACUACGAGAUGGCUUGCAGCUUUGCAGGUCUGCCGGUGCCUCAACGCCCUGCGGUAACGAACGAUCACGGAACACAUAGAAUCGCGGCAGAUCAGCAGUCCGAAGGCGUGAACGGCAGGACGCUCGCUCAAGAAGCUCCCCGCUUCAGCUCCGUUGGGACGCAAACGGCACCUACCAAGACCAGGCCUCCUGUCGGAAACAGCUGGUGGCCAGCCUUGUCAAUGAAUAGUUUCAAGCGUUCGCGCGUUGAAGAUGCGGAUGAUGAAGACAAGAACUCAUUCACACCAUACACGCAUGAGUCUACACUCAAGAAACGGACCGCCUGCGUUGAGCCGACAGCACUUAGAGAGGAAGAUGACGGGCGAACCAAGCGAACCAAGCUUGGAUCAGAGGCCAGCACUACUCUUAUCCAUGCUACCGCCAAUACCGCCUCGUCCAGCACAAUCGGCAAUGAAGAUCAUGGUCUCCCUGCAGCGGGAUCCGGCACCAUCAUGUCCCGCAAAUGCUCUGCAUGCUUGGACAUGCACCCCAUCCGAGACACAAUCCAGCUCCAAUGCAAAAACACUGGUGACGCUGAGGCUCAUGCAUACUGCCGCGAAUGUCUUAUUCACCUCUUCGAAACUUGCAUUACAGGUUCUUCGCAAUUCCCACCGCGAUGCUGUAACCAGAUAUUACCGGUCUUUGCCUGCAUCCCGUAUCUGCCGCCAGAGCUCUUCGCUCGAUUUGUGGCCAAGAGAGAAGAACUGGAGACGCCAAACCGAACGUAUUGCAGUAACGCUCUCUGCUCAAAAUGGAUCAGACCUGCCAACAUCGUAGCAAACAUCGCGACAUGCCCGACAUGCGUCCACAAAACCUGCGAGACUUGCAAACGUGGGCAACACGAAGGUCUUUGUCGAGACGAUAUGGCUGUGAAGAAGCUUAUGGACGUGGCUAAAGAGAAGCAAUGGCAGACUUGCCCCAAUUGCAACGAGAUGGUAGAGCUCAAGGGUGGCUGUCUUCACAUCACGUACGUACCUACUUCCAUGCGCGUCUGA
This is a messenger RNA of Alternaria viburni, 1284 nucleotides long. RefSeq lists its product as uncharacterized. Gene Ontology annotation, biological process: positive regulation of proteasomal ubiquitin-dependent protein catabolic process; protein polyubiquitination; ubiquitin-dependent protein catabolic process. NCBI's taxonomy places the organism in Eukaryota, Fungi, Ascomycota, Dothideomycetes, Pleosporales, Pleosporaceae. Gene Ontology annotation, cellular component: ubiquitin ligase complex; cytoplasm. Gene Ontology annotation, molecular function: ubiquitin protein ligase activity; zinc ion binding; ubiquitin conjugating enzyme binding. The transcript has 2 exons. The coding region runs from base 1 to 1284 and encodes 427 amino acids. The record is from RefSeq and is a predicted model, not a curated record.